AUGACUGAAUCGAUGAGUAAAUGUACAUUUACAGAAAGAAGUGGAGAAACGUUUGAAGACUAUACAGCUGUAACAGACUGGGAAGUAUCUCUAAAACCUGAAGGUGCUCCAGAAUGGCAAUUACAAAUAUGCUCAAGUAGUCCAUUUGUUGAUAGAAUGAAUUACAAUCUGUCAAGCGGUUCUGUCCUACAGUUUCUACUAUUUCUUUUUCCAGACGCUGAUUCUGAAGGUUUGUGCAAUAAUGUUCUUCGUAGUGAAUUAACAUCUCCUUUUACAAAUCCUACUUCACAUGAAUUAUUAGUUUGGAAUCGUAAACAAUUAUCAUAUUCAGAUGUACAAAAAUUAGCUGCACAUUUUGGUCUACCGAAUCCAUGCUGUUUAAUUCAUCGCCUAGCUGUAAUAAUUGGCAAUCUUUUUGUCUAUAAGAAUUGUGAUCUCUCUGAAGUCAUUCUGCUCAUCAAAUCAAUGUUCAAUGAAUUCCAUAUUGAAUUAAAACUUCGAUAUGACCGGCUGAUCUGCUUGCCAUCAUUAUCAUUAUAUGAGGAGGUAUAUCGAAAUGUUUUAUCAGAUUCUACGGAAACAACUUCAUCAUUCAUAGAUAGUGAUAGGCCUAAUUUGAUGCCAUGGAAUCAAAGUUCAAUGAUGUCUGCUAGCGAAUUAAAAUUCAAUGAUUGGCUAGUUGAUGUUUGCUAUAGUUUGGAUUAUGUUUUGAACAGAUUUAAUGCGUGUAUAUUAAAGGGUAGUUUUGUCUCUUUUUUGAUUCCUGUUAAAAUUAUUACUUACAUACCCUUUUUUGUGUGA
Trichobilharzia szidati is the source of this 801-nucleotide messenger RNA. NCBI's taxonomy places the organism in Eukaryota, Metazoa, Platyhelminthes, Trematoda, Strigeidida, Schistosomatidae. The record is from the annotation of a GenBank genome assembly.